GGAGGUCAUUAGAGCAGCUGAUAAAACUCAUCACCUUCCCGGCCACCCUCAUCAUUGUCCGCUCCUCCGUCCACUAUGUCCCCGCUGCUGGUGUUCGGUCUUCUCCUGGUGUCCUGUGCAGCUCAGGAGUUCGGAGAGUAUUGCCAUGGAUGGAGGGAUCACUAUGGAGGUUGGCACCCCGGAUUCCAGUGCCCGGAGCGCUAUGACCCCCCCGAGGCCACCUACUGCUGCGGAUCGUGUACUCUCCGCUACUGCUGUAUGGCCGGUGAGUCCAGACUGGACCAGGGAAUGUGUCCUAACGAGGAGCAGGACGAGGAACCCGGGGACAGAGCCCCAGCACUACCACUACCCGCCACAGUGCCCAUCUACCUCCCCUUCCUUCUGGUUGGCAGUAUGUUUGUGACCUUUGUCAUUGUGGGAUCACUUGUGGGGGUAUGCUGCUGCAGAUGUCUGAAACCUGAGGAAGGGACACAAACUGGUGCUCCAGCCCAACAAAGCCGACUCCUGGACACAGACGCGUCUACUGACACAUCAAGACAUUCUAGUUCCAGCUCCACCUCUGUACCUCGUGGCUCCCUCGGCAACAAUCCUCCAAAUCACUGCUCUUUGGGUGCUGAAAAUAUGAAUUUGUAUAUGAAUAUGUCCCAAGCUUUUCCCAUCAUGGCUUGUCCACCAAAUGGUCAAUUUAUGCAUCCUGGAAGUACGGUAACACCUUUCUUACAACCGCCAUUCAUCAAUUAUGCUAUGACAGCAGAUCAUGCUAUACUAAUGACCCCAGCUGGUUACAUUGAUGCCCGGAACUGCUACCCACAGUCUUCCAAUAACUACCUUCCACUGAACCAGCAUAUUGACCCACCAAUGACCGAUGAGGCAGCUGCUAAGUGCUGAGCCUAUGGAGCACCUAGUCUCUGGUAGUAGACUGAAUACUAUAUAGACAGUAGAAUGUCUCUCUGUAAUAUCUCGGACUGUUUUAUUUUUUUUUAAUAUGAUCUACCCAGCAAGCCAUUCUAUUUGCCUUAAUUUUUGGACUGUUUUCUCCAUGGACAAUGUCCUGAAUGUCUGUGGUGGGAAGGGGUGGGGGGUUUAUAUGGUUUGGAACACGCUUGGCUGAUGUCUGAACUAGACACUGACUUUUUCCCUUCGGGAGAAUCGGCAAUCGGAGUGACUGUUUACAUUUUAAGCCAAGAGACCUCUUGGAAUAUUGACCAAAGGGCAUCUAAAGAAACCACUAAAGCUUGAAUGUAGACACUUGUAAUUCUAGAAAACUUUUAGGUUCUAAAGCAUAUGUUGUGCAAUUAAAGGUGGGUGGGGGGGUUUGUCCUUGGUGGGACUGACUUUCUAGAAAGGAGAAGCUGACCUGUUGCUACUUGGUUGACUUUUUUUGACGUGCUUAGAUUUCACCUUCUAAUGGUUGCAUGGAGGUGCCAAAGUGAAGAUGUGGCCCAUAAUUUAUCUCCUCGCUGGUUCUUCUCUUGGACGGUGUCCAAAAACCAGUCGGUCUCUUUUUGUAUUUUGUCUAACCAGCACUAGAGACCUGAAACGCAUAGUUUCACCCAAGAAGGUGUUUACUCAAAACAGACUUCCAACCAAAAAGUAUGCAAUCUGGGCUCCUUCUCUUUACUGAUGAUGGACUUUUUAAACAUUGACGCAAUCAGCAUAAGAAUGAAAUUUGUUGACAAGUUUCCCCAAACCUGGCAGGGGGUAUUUAAAUUUUAACAGUAGUGUUUGAGCUCCUCGUUAAAAAGAGUUGUGGAAUAGGGGGUGGGUUUUAAACUGUGUAUAUACUUUUUAUUUUUUUUAAUUGCAUGGGUGCUGUGCAUCCAAGUUCUGAGCAGUAACAUGGGAACCUUCAUCUGAAUGGUAGUGCAGCCAUGCUGGAUUUUUUUUUUUUUUUUUGUACUGAUUUGCUUCUGGAAAAGGAGCGUGCUAUUUAACUGUUUACAAAUUUUUAUUUCUUGCUGUCCAAAAUAAACAAAUUGUUGAUAUUUGC
Molecule: messenger RNA, 1990 nt
Organism: Rana temporaria (common frog)
Lineage: Eukaryota; Metazoa; Chordata; Amphibia; Anura; Ranidae
Product: protein shisa-1-like
Exons: 2
Coding region: 76-888 (270 amino acids)
Source: RefSeq, a predicted model, not a curated record